Messenger RNA from Diabrotica virgifera virgifera (western corn rootworm), 899 nucleotides. RefSeq lists its product as uncharacterized. The coding region runs from base 242 to 748 and encodes 168 amino acids. The transcript is spliced from 4 exons. Lineage: Eukaryota; Metazoa; Arthropoda; Insecta; Coleoptera; Chrysomelidae. The record is from RefSeq and is a predicted model, not a curated record.
AUCAAACCUCGUUGUAUCGUUAGUAUGACUAACACAUCACAAAAAAGUUGACGUCACUUAGUGACACACACCAGUUGAUACAAACUCGCCUAUUGCUAUUCAUUUGUUUAAAUAAGUAAAACAAACCAAAGCAGGUAUUCCACCGGUGUCUUGUCUUACCUGUUGGUUCCACCACAUAGUUUCAUUAACAUACGAGAAGUUCGUUGGUGUUUUGUAUUCUAUAAGUUUUUCAAGCGGUAAAAUGAUUAGCAAUAUUAGAAACAUAACUAACGACUUUCUGGAUAAUGAAAGGAAUAUUUUUGGUGAGGUGGGCUGUGUGCAAAAUGAAAGUGAAGGUGUAAUGAUUCAGACCAUUGAGUCGAAAACAGUUGAAACUGUUAAUACAGAUGUUAUCCAAAGAGAAGAAUCGAUGUUAUCAAACGACUGCUUGGAAACCUCAGAAAUAAAUAUAACCAUAGAUGAAAGGACUGAUUACUCAGGAGAAACACCAAAGAGAUUUACUACAAAAUGUUAUUUAACACCAAAGACUGUUCCCUAUUGGUACAACGAAAAUCUACUUCUGUUCCUAAAUUCCACGAAGAGAAUAUAUGAAGAGAGAAUAUAUUGUAAGGAAAAAUUCUUCCCACGUAAAUGGUCAGAAAGGAUGUGGACGGAAGUAAUGUAUAAAGAACGGCCCACGCAUUUUGUUUCAUCCGUGGAUAUUCCUGUACCGGAUAUUUAUAUACCUUUAGGAAAAGUUGCUGCAUGAGCUCUAUAGAUACCAAAGAGUAAUGGACUUCCUUACAUUCCUUAGUGUACAACAGUUACCAGUAUAUAAAUAGCCAUGUUAAAUUUGAUAUAAUAGUUUUUUGUCAUUUCUUACUUAUAAUGUAUAUUUCAGAAUUAUAAAAUAAAAUCUA